GCGGGGCCGGGGCCGGGGUCCCGCUGGAACGGCCGAAGCCGAUUGUGGGGCCCCGAGCCCGAGACUCAGGAACCUCGCCGAGCCUCCCGAGCGCGCCUGCCAGCUAUGAGCCCCCCGACGCCGCCGCCGGGCACCCGGCCCGGCCCUGGGCGGCCCCUGGUCCUGCUGCUGCUGGUGCUGCUGCUGGCGCCGGCGUCAGGGUCGGCCCAGGUGCCCCCUCCGCAGCCCCCGGCCCCGAGGAGACCCCCGGUGGUGAUCGUACCUGGUGACUUGGGAAACCAGCUGGAAGCUAAGCUAGACAAACCCACAGUAGUCCAUUACCUUUGCUCCAAGAAGACGGACAGCUAUUUUACCCUCUGGUUGAAUUUAGAGCUGCUCCUUCCUCUCAUCAUCGACUGUUGGAUUGAUAACAUCAGGUUGAUAUAUAAUAGAACCACUAAGACCACCCAUUCCCCAGAUGGCGUAGAUGUGAAGGUUCCUGGCUUUGGAGACACCUUUUCUGUGGAAUACCUCGAUCCUAACAAAGCUUCUGUUGGAGCGUAUUUCUUCACUCUGGUGGAGAGCCUUGUGGGCUGGGGUUACCGCCGAGGAGAAGAUGUCCGAGGAGCUCCCUAUGACUGGCGAAAAGCCCCAAAUGAAAAUAGAGACUAUUUCCGUGACCUCCGCAAGAUGAUUGAGGGCAUGUAUGAGCAGUACGGAGGCCCCAUCGUCCUCGUCGCCCAUAGCAUGGGCAACAUGUAUAUGCUUUACUUCCUCAACCAGCAGUCUCAGGACUGGAAAGACAAGUAUAUCCAUUCCUUGGUGGCGCUGGGUGCUCCCUGGGGAGGAGUGGCCAAGACUCUUCGAGUCCUAGCUUCGGGAGACAACAACAGAAUUCCUGUCAUCAGCCCUCUGAAAAUCAGGGAGCAGCAGAGAUCUGCUGUGUCGACCAGCUGGCUGCUCCCCUACAAUUAUACUUGGUCCUCAGAGAAGGUCUUUGUGAGAACCCCCAAAGCCAACUACACCCUGCGGGACUACGAGAAGUUCUAUAAGGACAUCGGCUUUGAGGACGGCUGGUUCAUAAGACAAGACACAGAGCCCUUGGUCUAUCUGAUGACACCUCCCGGAGUGCGGCUUCAUUGCCUCUAUGGGACUGGCGUCCAGACCCCAGAUUCUUUCUAUUAUGAAAGCUUUCCUGACCGAGACCCCAAGAUCUUCUAUGGCGAUGGGGACGGCACAGUGAACUUAGAGAGCUCCCUGCAGUGCCAGAAGUGGGUGAGCCAGCAGAAGCAGGAGGUGACCCUGCUGGAGCUUAAGGGAAAUGAACACAUUCAGAUGCUCUCAGAUAGCACAGCUCUUGCCUACUUGAAAAACGUUCUCUUUGGUUUGUGAUGCUGCGUCCCAACAGCCUCCACACUCCAUCACCCUGGAUGCCUUCCCUUCCAACCCAAUGAGGGGGGAAAAUGCUGCUUCACUAUCUUGAAGGUGUUUGUUUUCAAUUUAAUUUUUACUUUUCAAAUCAAAAUUUGGAACUGGGCCUCCCCCUGCAGGCCAUGAUUUAUUUUACCAUUUUGAUGUGAACGAGGUCUCAGCUCUGUAUCAGUGAUUGGAUAUAUUCUCUUUCCUGGCCUUGCCGUCCCAUUCGGCCGGCUUUUGGGCCAAAUGCCCACAGAGAGCUUGUUGAUUUCUCUAAAGGGAACAAGUCUGAUUAUACUGGUGAGCUGUUUGUCGAGUGGAGCUGAAGAGAUUGGUCUUGGAGAUCACUAGAAAGGUUUCACACACAUCUUUUCUGACUUGCCUUUUGGGUUCUAGUUUCAUUUUGAAUUCUCAGAAAUCGAAAGAAGACCUUGUGUUGGGCAGAGCCUGAGUUUGACACAGUCUAGCUGUUGACUCAGCUGACCCUAAUUCAAGAGAAGAGAGAGAUCCAGUCCCACACUCCCAGAAUGUUUGCAGAUCAUCCUUGUGUUACUGGUGCUGCCACAACUCCAGGCCUCUCUAUCGAGAGGGAGAGGGAAGGAGGGAGGGAGGGAUACCCAUCCUGCCAAAACUAGUCUCCAGCUCUUGGCCAGGAGUCCUUAAGACACGGGACGCCCUAGACUCUUACCCAUUCAAGGCUGGCUUCUUUACUUUAGUUACAAUAAUGCUGACUCCUUCAGAGCCUCCCUUCCUUUCCUGCCCCCUCUUGCCACACUUUUGGAUUGGAUAAAGCAGCCAUCUGGUCUGUUCUUCCAGUCCUGUGUGCACGUGGCUUCCGUCUUUGCUUUUGGCCCAGCCUUCACAGAUGCCCUGUGCCCUCUAGUCUGCCCUUUCCUCGAGGGGUAAGUGGAAGGUCUGUUUGCUGCUGUGGCAUUUUAUGCACCCUAGACUUUGGUGUGGGAUUUUUUUUAAUCCCCCUUUCCUUCUGUUUUUAAAGGCUGUAUUAACUGUGUGUUACUGCCAGACUAUUUUCUCAGCACAAUGGAAGAGAGGUCCGUAGCCCUCCUUCAACUUCACACAGUGUAGUUUUUAACAACUUCUCUGGGAAGCAUCCCGUCCCCUGGUGCUAUUGUUUUAUAGAUUGGGGAUCAAGGGAAAGAGUUUUAUGUUCAUACCAAAGCAGUUAAAUAUCCAUGUACAUUUCUCUGAGUCUUUCUGGGCAGGGCAUAGUCAGAUCCCUGCUUUAUUCCCUCUGCUCUUUACUAUAUAAGGGGUCCUUCCAACAUGGCUGGAAAGAGAGGAUUCCAGUUGCUAGGUGAGCUUUCCGGGCCUUGCAUUUCUGGGCUGUGGUGGCAUUUGUACCGGAGCCUCCUCCUCUUCUUCCUCACUGCAUGGGUCUUAUGCAGACUGUAUGGAUUUCAGCCUCACCGUCAGGUUUCUGACUCUUGAGCCAAGUAACCAAACUGCUUGCAUUGCCCAUGGGCACUGGUGACUCUCCCCCAUCGCCCACGCCCGUAGGACCCUGCUCUGUCUGUGUACUUUAAUCGUUUGGCCUGUGUGGUGAGAACUCCCGUUGGGAUCUCAGUCUCCGGGCUGUCCCUGGACCCCAGGCAUAGGAUCAAGGCAGAAACCGAUGCUUGUCAUCCGGUUUGGUCAAGGGUUCAAGGGCCAGCUGGGCCCAGAAAGCACCCUUCCUUAGUGAUCUAGGACUCAUGUUUACUUCCUAAAAAGGGAAUUCCCAGUUCAGCUUACAAACAGCAUCAGGUUUUUCCACAGUAAUUAAUUUCCAUUAAUUUCCUUUAAGCUGGAUCUUUUGAAAGAGAGGGCGGGGGCAGUGGUGGUUUUAUGAUGAACAACCUGUCAUGUGCUUUAUGUGCACAUUUGUAAACAUAAUUUUCAGUCCCCAGAUUGAUAUAAUGUGAUUAGCCCAGGAGGGAGCUGACAGAUGAAGGCAGGGUCAAGGCUUCUGCUUAUAGCCCUGUUUGUGCUCCCUUGGAAGGAAUCAAGGGCUUCAAGGAGAUAAGAGCUAGGAAUUUAAAGCUUCUAGCUUCUGAAAAAUGCAUGGUGGCUCAGCCCCUUCCCUGGUGUGCAUCUCCUAUAACUUGCUCUUCAGCCUAACCUUUGGCCUCCUUCAGAUUGCCAGCAUUUCCAACCUAGAGCCUGUUCCAAGUAUUUGGAUUGACUUGUCAGGAGCAGAUGAUUUCAGACCCUCCUAACCUGGUGUGACCUCUAGGUGCUGCCUGACUCCAUGGGUCAUUAAGAACCUAAAGACCCAUGGUUUGGUUGGUAACUCACAAGGGCCAUCACCAAGAGCCUGAGUGCUUCCUGGGCAGCAGGAGAAUGGAUGGCGUGCCACCCUUUGUAAUCCCCGUGUGGGCAGUGCAGGGGAUUUUUCAGAUCUCUGCUCAUUUGGACAAGUCAGUUGUUUUUCUACAAGCUACGAUCUAGAAUCACAGUGCACAUCAUGUUUUUGAAGUAAAUGUUGCAACAUUUUCAAAAAGAGGACAUGAAAUCAUGACCACUGGGCUAGAGUUGAAGUAAAAAGAAGCUGCCCGCUCCAUCACAAACAGAUUAGGUUUAUGUUUCUGUUGGUUGAGUUCCCCACCCCUCAAGGAAAGAAAAUGCAACUUUCUUAAAAACAAAAACAAAGUAAAAAACCCCAACCCUACAAAAGACAGUUUUUGAGGACCAAAUGUAUUCUCUGACAAUAAGAUUAAAGAAGAAAUGUCCAACUCUCAUCCUGAGAAGACUAAUAAUACAACUGCUGGGAAGAGACCCUGUAGGAAACAGUGCCUGCCAUUGGCUGUGACCUCAGAUACUGCAGUCAGUGAUGGCCCCCGGAUGGAGUGGGGCCAGGGCUUACAAGGACCCAGAGGAUGCCCUGGAGUAAAGCCAGGGUCUGCUCCAAAAAAAAUCAGGGAAUGUUUUGCCAGGACUUUGCUGCUCUAUAUUUUAACAGUAUUUUAUAUGGAAUCUAUUGGAUUUUAUUGUAUAUCAUAUGCUAUAUGUGUGUGAGUGUGUGUGUGCGCACGCGCUAAUGUGCAUACAUCUUUUGGUCGGAGUGAUGUCACUGGGAAAUUUUGCACAUGUGUACUUCGAGACACUUAAUGUAUAAUAAUAAAAGGAAAUCUGAAAAUGCA
This is a messenger RNA of Dromiciops gliroides (monito del monte), 4535 nucleotides long. It is a transcript of the gene PLA2G15, whose product is annotated as phospholipase A2 group XV. Lineage: Eukaryota; Metazoa; Chordata; Mammalia; Microbiotheria; Microbiotheriidae. The record is from RefSeq and is a predicted model, not a curated record. The transcript is spliced from 6 exons. Gene Ontology annotation, cellular component: lysosome. Gene Ontology annotation, biological process: phosphatidylcholine metabolic process; ceramide metabolic process. The coding region runs from base 106 to 1371 and encodes 421 amino acids.